Molecule: messenger RNA, 4798 nt
Organism: Solea senegalensis (Senegalese sole)
Lineage: Eukaryota; Metazoa; Chordata; Actinopteri; Pleuronectiformes; Soleidae
Gene: thap11
Product: THAP domain containing 11
Exons: 1
Coding region: 479-1330 (283 amino acids)
Biological process (GO): regulation of transcription by RNA polymerase II
Cellular component (GO): nucleoplasm
Molecular function (GO): RNA polymerase II cis-regulatory region sequence-specific DNA binding
Source: RefSeq, a predicted model, not a curated record
UGUUUUUAUUAUUAUUUAUAUUUAAUUAUGUUAUUAUUAUUUUUUCUCUCUGAAUAACAUGAUUUAAAUUGGCAUAAUCAGUCUCUCUGGUCUCAGCUGCGCUUUCACACUCUGACCAGCAAGGGUGCUAGAGGGCAGGCGGAGCAGGGAAGGAGGCGCAAAGGCUCACGGUAGUUUUAGUUCUCGGUGGCGGACGGUUGGUCUGAAAACACCGCGAACAACAACAAAACCAAACAUCCUAAAUAAAACACGGGGCUCGGGUCCGGUAGUAGCGUCCGCUGCGUGUACUGCAGGCUCGGCUGAGCUCGGGAGGAUUCCGUCGUCGCGCGGAGAACAUCGGCUCAGUUUGGGGUGUAAAAAUAAACAGGAAGUUGUUGUUAGCUUUGUGGGACGUGUAGUUCCGCUUGCAGGCCGCGGAGAGUAACAACAAUAAAUUAACCCGAGCUUCAGCAGCUUCAUCGCGGGCGCUGAGGUCAACAUGCCCGGCUUCACCUGCUGCGUGCCCGGCUGCUACAACAACUCGCAUCGGGACCGGGAGCUGCGGUUCUACACGUUCCCCAAAGACCCUGCGAUGAGGGCGCAGUGGCUGAGGAACAUUUCCCGGGCCGGGGUCAGCGGCUGCUUCAGCACCUUCCAGCCCACCACGGGUCACCGAGUGUGCAGCGUGCACUUUCCCGGCGGGAGGAAAACGUACACCAUCAGAAUCCCGUCUCUUUUCCCACUCCGAGGCGUCAAUGAGCGCAGGAGUCGGCGGGGCAGAGGCAAGAAAACGUCCGCCGGGGUCCCCGCACCCGCCAGCGCCGCAGCCGCCGCUACAGCGAGCUCCGGGAUCAUGAUCACCAGCGUGCUGGGUAACACCGCGGGAGGAGCCGAGGGCACCAUAGGCGGCGAGGCGAGCGACGACACCAUCACCGUGGUUCAGAUUGGCCAUAACGGGGAGUAUCUGGGCACAGCGCGGCUGCCCGUCCCAGCGGAGGGGACGUGUAACACCGCGGCGGUGGGCAACACGGACGCGCUCACCCCCGCCGACGACGCGCCGGUGGAAGGCGCCGCCGCGUCUGCCGUUGCCGCUCUGCAGUUCGUUAGUUUGACCAGCAGCCCGCUGGACCACUCUUACUCCCUGACCACCGGGACAACGUCUGCCGAGCUCCUGCGGAAACUGAACGAGCAGCGGGACAUCAUCGCACUGAUGGAGGUGAAGAUGAAGGAGAUGAAGGCGACCAUCCGCCAGCUGCGGAUCUCCGAGGCUAAGCUGAAGGAGGAGGUGCGGGAGCGGGACCGGCUGUUGGUCGGGAAAGCGGUGGCUUUCCCCCCCCGGAAGAUGAUGUGAUCACCGGUCACUGAGAGAGCGACGAGUCGCUGCCCAGACUCUGAUUGAAAGACAGCGAUUCGAGACCAGUUUUUGUAUAAAACUACGAGCGAUGGCAGAUUAUUUUCUCCACGUAGAAGUUCAUCUUUCGUAGGCUAGAUGUGAAAAGAGUUGGCUGCCUAGAUUAGGUGCUGAUAGUUAUAAUCUCACUGCUAUUCUGCAAAUCACACCAAUUUUCAACUGAUAACCUGCAGCCAAACUGAGGUCAAUAACACACAUUUCAUGAAUCCAUGUUAGGGACGUAGAGCUGACUACAUAUUUAUAACCAGACUGAUGCUAGAAGUUGCCUUUAGUUGUAAAAAAAAAAACAACGUUAACAAAGUUUUUAUAAAAGACAAUGAGAGCUACGUCCACACAACUUCAUCUUCAUUUGAUAAAUGGUUUGUCCCACGCUUCGGCUGUAGACUUAGAGGGUUUGAAAAGUGAAGCCUUGGAAGUCGGUCAGAAGUGGCAUUUGUCCACCUGUAGAGUCAAAAUGAGCUUCUAAAACCUGCCAGUUAAUCACUUCUAUGGUCGUAGUCACCACUGGGAUUGACAACUUCCUUUUUUUUAAAGGUCGGACAUAGCUCUGGUCACAAUCGCAACUCUCAUGACUUCAAAAAUGAGAGUCUGUGGCUUGUUUUAAAGAUCCAGUGUGUAAAAUUCUGGUGAUUUAUUUUUUCUUUUGCCAGAAAUUGCAAAUCGCCCAACUGUAGUAUUUGUUGUAUUUCUUUUAAAAUUAUUUCUAUCAGGUCUAUGGAGGCGGUCGUUUUAGACCACUAUGUUUUUACAGUAGCCCACAAUGGACAAGAACUAAAUGUCUUUUGUGUUUUGAAGCCAACUGAAGGCUACAUAGUUUAUCAUACACACCUGGAGGUGAAGAGUAAGGCGAGGGAUACUUUCAUAUGCAAAUCAAUAAACAACAAAUGUUACUACAUUUUACACACUGUAUCUUUAAGGAAAAUCCCAAAUUCACAUCACCACCAACAUUUUUAACAACAUUUAUUUCUUUGUAAUCUGCAGUCUGCGUUUACUUUUUUGAGUUCUGGGUGAAAACCACCUGCGUCCAUGCUCGCACACCUGAAAAUGGAAGUCACGCGAUUAGACACACCUGGCGUGUGUGAGCAGAUGUCCACGGGAAGUCUGUGGUGACAAGUAAGGACAAGGGAACAUCUGUUAUGACACGGACGACGAGGUGAAAGUCGAGGAAAGUGUUGACGGAGCUUCACACGCACCUCCCGGCGUUAGGAGCUCACGUUGUUUUCAAAUGUCUCCCAUUCUCAGAGCGCAGAACUUAUGCAAUGUUGAAAUGGAAGCAGUGGGAUGUAGCUUCAGAGGAUUGUCCCAGAACCACAGAACAACGUCAUCGCUGUAAAACAUGACGAAUAUGGCGAUCUCGCGUCAAAUAAUCGAGGGAACUGCCUUAAAGAAUAAAAGUGAACUAAAUACAGGUGUUAGUCUUGAUUUUAGUCGACUAAUAUCAUGUUGUGGUGUUUUUGUUUUGCUUAAUUUUGAAGUUGUAGCUUUAAUAUAGCGAGUACAGCAGAGCGUUGGUCUUUAUAUUCACUGCGGGAAAGAAAACAGAUGACAAACUUGAGUUGGUAACUCUUGAAUGAAUGACGUUACAUGAUGCUGAUGAUAACCUAUUUACAUUAGUUUGAUUGAACCUAAUUAUGUUGAAAAGUUGUCACCCAUCUUCUCUUUUUAGUGGACUGUACUUGACCUGUACUGUGUGAACAUGUGUUACUGGUUUAUCUCACCAGGGCAGUGUGUCCCCAAAUGAUUUUUUAUUACGAGGACCCACUUUUUAAAGAUGGCAAACUGUCGCAGUGCAAAUUAAAUCACGACAAGAGCAAAUGUGUUGCACAAUGUAGCAGCUACUUUACAGCCAUAUUUGUAACGCCUAACAUUAAAUGACAUUGAACUGGCAAACUGGUAAAUUAAUUAAAAUGCUAAUAAUAAUUUGUUUGGGGACCCAUAUAAAAAAUAAAAAACAUCUAUGAGUUUUUUUAAGUAAAGUAAAAGAAAAACGGCAUUUCUUUCUUUCAGAUUUUUGUUUGUUUACACGUGGCCCUAACACUCUUCUAUACGACCCUCACUGCACUGGGUCAGGGUUAGGGUUAGGAUGCCCCCCCGAUAAGGUUGCAUCGGGGGUACAGGACGGAGGGGAGGUCACAUGGAAUCUGCCAUAUUUUGCAUUUUGUAAAUGAAAAAAGCCGGCGACACUUCUGAGUGUAUACUGCCCCUACUGUUCUUUGUGAGUUUCAUCUCCCGUUGAUCAAGCAGGCGCUGGGAACGUGAAGUAGGCGUAAUAUCGCAUAUGUGGAUGUAUUUGAGCAAGUGUAUCCCUGGCUCUUCUUUUGUAACCAAACACUAUUCGUCAUGGCACAGUUAUGGUGUUGUAACCCUGACUUUAUCUGAGAUGCCUUCGCAGUCGUUUGAGUUGCUCGAAAACAUCUGUGCAACAGAAAAAAGGACUUUAAAGAAUUCCUAUAAAACUUGAAAGGCCACUCGAAGAAUGAAAUCAUAUUAAAAAAAAGUUGUUUCUUGAGGACGUUCGUUUGUUUGAUUUUUUUUUGUUCUUCUUUCCCCGAGUUCUUGUUCAGUACGUAAAAUAUCAGAAAACGUUUGCCAAAGCUGGAAAUAAUGAUGUUCUCUAAUGUCUUGUUUUGUUCACAAGCUAAAAAUGAUUUUGUUUUAAUGAAAACUGAUGAAGAAACCUGAAAAUAUUCACAUUUAAGAAGAAAUGAAUACCCAAACAGAUAAAAAGGAUAUCAAAAUAGUUGACAGUUAUCAAGACUCGUUAUGUAACUUAUUUUUACUUAUUAUUAUUUGCUUCAGUUUUGCAACUUUUUUAUGCCUGUUUUUGGGGUCUGAUUGUUUUUCUGGCAAUUUUUGUGGGGCUGCAGCUAAUACAUAUUAUUAUUAUUAUUAUUAUUAUUAUUAUUGUAGAUACAUCCAUUUAAUGUCAGACAAUAGCGAAAAACGUCCAAAGUCUUCACAUUUUGUCCACAAACCGGAGACAUUCAGUUCACUGUCAAGUUUAAAGAAACCGAAGAAUCAGACAACUUGCUUUUAUUUUAAAACAAAAACAAUGAAUUCAAUACUAAAAGCACUGGUAAUGAAUUUAUUAUUGAAUUAGUAAUUAUUUGAAUUGUUGUUGUUCCAGAUUUCUGACUUUGGUCUCAGUUCUAAGUCCUUUCUGAAACGAGGUCAACAUGUGUCUCGACUUAAAACAGAAACACGCUGUUUGUUUUAGUCACUUUCUUUGUAGUUGAGGCAGCUUUGGCUCAGUGAAACACUGCAGUGAUAUUUUCUUUUUUAGGAGGAGUAAGAGAUGAACAUUUUGAAGUUUGAGUGGCUGCAGAAAGUUCUGUCACGUGGUCGGAGUGUUGAUUUUCCGGCUGUGUUGAAUUGUGGGGAAAAUAAAUAAAAUUUGUAUGAUAUUAA